AUGCCAAGCGAAGACGAUUUGUACAUGAGCGCCGACGAAGCAGCUGGAUUGCUCGGUAUUGCUCAUAAAACUCUCUAUGCCUACGUGAGCCGCAAAAACAUCCGCUCGCUAAAGGUUGGCACAUCGCGCAGCCGCCGCUAUUGGGCUGCUGACAUCCACCGACUACUCGUCGAGCAGGGCGCCGCCGCUGCUCCAGCGCCGCCCCCGCAGGUGGCUACCCGCACGAACAUCACUCUGCUGACAGAGCAAGGCCUUUACUAUCGAGGCCACGACGUAGCGGUGCUAGCUGAAAGCUCAAGCGUCGAAAGCGUCGCCCAGAUGAUGUGGCAAGUAGAUGGCGCAUUCGACCAUCCCCUGCCCAAGGUGCCAGCCGGCGCAACUGCAAUUCUCGACGCCAUGGCGCAAACGUCCGCCGUUGAAAAAGCCAUCGCCCUGUUCCCGCUCAUCGAACGCGACAAUCCCCGCGCCCACGACUUGUCGAUGCAGGGCCUAGCCCGCACGGGAGCUGAGGUGAUGCGCUGGUUUGCUGCGCUGAUCGUCGGCGCGAAGUGCCCGGCUGUCGGCCCACUGCCACAGGCAAUAGCACGCGCGCUGGAGCUGGACGAAGCUGGGGAGGACUUGAUUCGGCGAAUUUUGAUUCUCAGCGUCGACCACGAGUUCGACCCUGCCACUUACACCGUCAGAGCCGCCGCCAACGCUGGUGUAACCCCUUACUACUCGACAAUAGCGGGGCUAUCCACAUUCAGGGGGCGGCGUCUGAGCUAUGCCCGCACGGAAAUGAUGGUGCGCAUGCUGGAAGAAAUUUAUGUGGCCGACGAUCCUCGCGAGCCCAUUCUGCUGCGCAACCGGCAGGGUGAGCCAGUCCCCGGAUUCGGCUCAAACCAACACAGCAUUGCUGACCCGCGCGCAAAGAGCCUGCUCAACCAUCUGCGUCGAAUUUAUGCGCACGAUGAAGACUUUCAGCGCCUGCUCAUUGCUGCCGAGACGGUAGAAGAAAUCUCCGGCAAGCCUCUGGACUUCAUUCUCCUGCUGGUUUUUUGCGGCCGUAAAUUGAAUAUGCGCGGACAGGAAAUCGUGCUUGCCGGCCUGGGUCGCAUGGUCGGUUGGCUCGCCCACGCCAGCGAGCAAUAUCACCAGCACGACUUGAUUCGCCACCACGCUGUGUACACCGGCCCCCUUCCCGGCCCCGCG
Mesorhabditis spiculigera is the source of this 1191-nucleotide messenger RNA. NCBI's taxonomy places the organism in Eukaryota, Metazoa, Nematoda, Chromadorea, Rhabditida, Rhabditidae. The record is from the annotation of a GenBank genome assembly.